Messenger RNA from Sebastes umbrosus (honeycomb rockfish), 2435 nucleotides. RefSeq names its product T-box transcription factor 5a (gene tbx5a). The coding region runs from base 406 to 1983 and encodes 525 amino acids. The transcript has 9 exons. Gene Ontology annotation, biological process: regulation of transcription by RNA polymerase II; cell fate specification; positive regulation of DNA-templated transcription. The record is from RefSeq and is a predicted model, not a curated record. Gene Ontology annotation, cellular component: nucleus. Lineage: Eukaryota; Metazoa; Chordata; Actinopteri; Perciformes; Sebastidae. Gene Ontology annotation, molecular function: RNA polymerase II cis-regulatory region sequence-specific DNA binding; DNA-binding transcription factor activity, RNA polymerase II-specific.
GAGAGGAGGAGAGAAGGAGGAGACGGACCUGCUCCUCUGGGACUCGGCUAUACAGCUUUACCGCUAGGUGCUAUAUCACAAAACUCGGCUCACAAAACAAAACGCUCUUCAGCUGUAAAAUGCGCAAUUAUUACGCACCGAGCAGCGCCUCGUAGCUGUCGCCGAGCAUCCGCGAGGAGGAUCUCCACGGUUACGGUGUAUAGGAACUAUAACUGAACAGUGAGAGAGGAGAGAAAAAGGAUUCAUGGAGAUUGUGUUCGGCUUCAUCGAGCAAAGCGCCUGGAUUAUCUGAUUUGGGAACCGUUUGAAGACGAAAACGGUGUUUCUCUGUUGUGUCCUAUAUACUCGAGCCCACGACGUGUUUUUGUUUUUAGCUGGGACUGUACAGUUUUCGGAGCUCCGGUCAUGGCGGACCAAGAGGAGACUUUUGCCCAACAAAACUCUCCCGGUGGCUCGGAUUCAAGGGAAUUACAGAGUGAUAAUAAAUCAGAGAAACAGAACGGGACCUCGAGCAAAUCCCCAUCAUCGCAGACAACUUACAUUCAGCAGGGAAUGGAGGGAAUAAAAGUCUACCUGCACGAGAGGGAACUCUGGACGAAGUUUGACGAGGUGGGGACGGAGAUGAUCAUCACCAAAGCCGGAAGGCGAAUGUUUCCCAGCUUCAAAGUGAAGGUCACAGGAUUAAACCCCAAAACUAAAUAUAUUCUCCUGAUGGAUGUUGUUCCUGCGGACGACCAUCGAUACAAAUUCGCCGACAACAAAUGGUCUGUGACCGGGAAGGCAGAGCCAGCCAUGCCCGGCAGGCUCUACGUCCACCCGGACUCUCCGGCCACCGGAGCGCACUGGAUGAGACAGCUCGUCUCCUUCCAGAAGCUCAAACUGACCAACAACCACCUGGACCCGUUCGGACACAUCAUCCUAAAUUCGAUGCACAAGUACCAGCCGAGGAUCCACAUAGUGAAGGCCGAUGAAAAUAACGGCUUUGGCUCCAAAAACACGGCCUUCUGCACUCACGUCUUCCCAGAGACAGCCUUCAUUGCGGUCACGUCCUAUCAGAACCACAAGAUAACACAGCUGAAGAUUGAGAACAAUCCGUUUGCAAAAGGCUUUCGUGGAAGUGAUGACAUGGAGCUACAUCGGAUGUCCAGAAUGCAAAGUACCAAGGAGUAUCCAGUAGUGCCUCGCAGUACGGUGCGCCAGAGAGUGGGCUCCAGCCAGAGCCCGUUCAGCGGGGAGGUGCAGGGCAUGGCCACCCCGAGCGCCCUGAGCUCCCAGUACUCCCAGUGUGAGAACGGGGUCACGAGCACCUCACAGGACAUGCUGCCUCAGUCGGGCUCCUACCCGGUGCCACAUGAGCACGGCCAGGAGUACCACUGCAUCAAGAGGAAAGUGGAGGAUGACAACCACUCAGGUGAGCACAGCUAUAAGAAGGCCUAUCUGGAGAGCUCGUCCAGUGAGGAGGACCAUUACUACCGUCCUGUUGGCUACGCUCAGAGCCUCGGCCUGGCCGGCGGGCCCUACCGCAGUGAGUCCAGUCAGCGGCAGGCCUGUAUGUACGCCAGCGCCUCGCAGGGUGCCGAGCCAGUUCCCAGUUUGGAGGACAUCAGCUGCAACACUUGGGCCAGCGUUUCACCCUAUGGGAGUUGCUCCGUCACCACCAUGCAGCCAAUGGACCGGCUGCCCUACCAGCACUUCUCCGCUCACUUCACCUCAGGAUCUCUGGUGUCCAGACUUGGCGGGGUCGGGGGCCACGCCUCUCCGCAGCUGGGUGAUGGCCACCACGCUGCCAUGUACCAGAGCUCCAUGACCCACCAGACUCUGGGCCGCCAGUGCAGUCCUGGGGCCGGGAUCCAGUCGCCAGCAGCCGGCCUACAGGGAAACGAGUACCUCUAUACUCACGGCAUACCACGUACGCUAUCGCCACACCAGUACCACACUGUACAUAGUGUCAGCAUCAUGCCAGAGUGGAAUGAGAACAGCUAAAAGAGCACUCAACAGUUAAAAAAUAAUAAAAGGAAAAAACAAAAAAGGACCAAAAGAAGGCAGGGUUUAGAUUUUAUAUUUAUAUUUUUAGAGGAUGUGUUGCUGAUCAUCUUAAUGAGAUCAGUUGGUUCACUGACAGCAGUGGAUAUUGGUAAGAUGGUGUUGAAGUAGGAAAGCAAGCAUCUUAUCACUUAACUUGUUGUGACAGCAUCUGCACUUAUAAUAAAAUAACAUAAACAUGAACAAAGAGGAGCUGAACCUGAACAUACACAGAGACUGCUCAAGUGCAGAGAAAGUGAACACAGUGGAAAUUCAGACACUGAACAGAAGAAGAAAAAAUGCUUCAGAUGCUUCGCCAGCAGUGCCCAAGUUGAUGGUGUUCUUGCGCGGUGGCGUUUUUUGGAUGUCAAAGUACAAAAUUCUUGUUUUGUAUUCAUGUCCAGAAUUUGUGU